AUGAAUUCUUUGAAGAAUAGAACAUUGCUUAAGGUUAUUGUCCUUGGAGAUAGCGGGGUAGGGAAAACUUCGUUGAUGAAUCAAUACGUGUACAAGAGAUUUAACCGGCAAUAUAAGGCUACAAUCGGAGCAGAUUUCGUCACCAAGGAGCUUCAUAUUGAAGAAAAACCUGUCACGUUACAAAUAUGGGAUACUGCGGGACAAGAGAGGUUUCACAGUCUAGGAUCCGCAUUUUAUAGAGGUGCUGAUUGUUGCGUUCUUGUCUACGAUGUGAACAAUCUCAAGUCUUUUGAAACUCUCAAUAAUUGGCACAUGGAGUUCCUCAAACAGGCAAAUCCAUUCGAACCUGAGACAUUUCCUUUUGUUUUGAUCGGGAACAAGACCGAUGUAGAUGGCGGAAAUACCCGAGUUGUUUCAGAUAAGAGAGCCAUUGAAUGGUGUGGCUCAAAGGGAAACAUACCAUACCAUGAAACCUCUGCAAAGGAAGACAUCAACGUGGAUGAAGCUUUUUUGGGUGUUGCACACAAAGCUCUCACCAAUGAACGUAAACAAGACAACAUAUAUUUCAGAGACAUAUCUGCAUCUGUUACAGAGAUGAUUGAGGAUCAGCCAAGAGGUUGUGCUUGCUAA
Molecule: messenger RNA, 630 nt
Organism: Arabis nemorensis
Lineage: Eukaryota; Viridiplantae; Streptophyta; Magnoliopsida; Brassicales; Brassicaceae
Source: the annotation of a GenBank genome assembly